ACAUGGGGCUCACCAAAAAGGAGGGUGACCGGAAGUGCCCGCCCUCCAUACUGAGACCGCACCCCCCAGGGUGUGCACCCCACGGGGCACCGAGGACGCCGAAGCACGUGCAGUUCCGAGAGCCGCUGGAAGUGGCCGUCCACUAUAUCUCCAGGAGAGAAGCCUCAGACACCAUCAACGGGCCCAGCCGGCCAACAGCCCGCAGCCGCGGUCCGCGCCGGCGCAGGCUCCAGGGCGGCUCCCUGCUCCUGCGCCUGUCUGUGUGUGUCCUGCUCGCGGCGGCGCUGGGUCUGUGCUGCAGGCAGGCCAAGCCCAUCGCCGGGGCCCUGGAGGACCUUCGGGCCUGGCUCCUGGGCCUUGGCCUGCGCCUGUGGCGCGUGGCCCUCUCCUGCUGGCACUGUGUCCUGCAGCUCUGA
Messenger RNA from Dipodomys spectabilis (banner-tailed kangaroo rat), 416 nucleotides. RefSeq names its product chromosome unknown C14orf180 homolog (gene CUNH14orf180). NCBI's taxonomy places the organism in Eukaryota, Metazoa, Chordata, Mammalia, Rodentia, Heteromyidae. The record is from RefSeq and is a predicted model, not a curated record. The transcript is spliced from 4 exons. Bases 3 to 416 code for a protein of 137 amino acids.